Helianthus annuus (common sunflower) is the source of this 724-nucleotide messenger RNA. RefSeq lists its product as uncharacterized. Bases 232 to 483 code for a protein of 83 amino acids. The transcript has a single exon. The record is from RefSeq and is a predicted model, not a curated record. NCBI's taxonomy places the organism in Eukaryota, Viridiplantae, Streptophyta, Magnoliopsida, Asterales, Asteraceae.
UAGUGUUCAAGCCUGUCCCAUUUAUACAUCAUAUCCUUAACAACUAAAACCAUUUUUCCCCUAGAAAACCAUCAACCAUAAGCCUACCGUUUCUGCUUCCAAAAAACUUGGUGCUAUUCUACAGUUCUACCUAGUGGCGUCUAUAUAUACCCGAUUCUUAUCUUGUGCUGCUUCAUCAAACAAAUCUUACAAACAUUUUCAAUAGUUAAAAAGUUUCAAUUUCAAGAUACAAUGAGUUCGACAUCGAGAGCAUGGUUAGUGGCCGGUACCGUUGGAUUGGUGGAGGCACUAAAAGAUCAAGGGUUUGCACGGUGGAACUACACCAUCAGAGCCAUCCACCACCACGCUAAGUCUAAUCUCCGUUCAGUCACCCAAACAAAGAAGUUGUCUUCGCCGGCUGCCUUGGCUUCAAGCAAAGGCAUUGACCAAUCAGAAGAGUCUUUGAGAAAAGUUAUGUACUUGAGUUGUUGGGGUCCCAAUUGAAUUAAAUAUAUAUAUCUACUUUAAAGAAAUCAACCUGGAGAUGUAAUUUAUAGCUUGAAAUCAACAAGCUCCAUAUGCUCAGUGGGUUUCUGGUCAGAGUUGAUGUUGUCGUCAACGAUUUUCCCGGUUGUAUAUGGAUUUCAAUAUUAUGUACGUACUCAAAGGAGUCAAAAAUAUGAUGAAUUGUAUGUAUGCAUGAUUAUUGAUUCAAAUGAAAUGAAGUUGCCAUCUUUUUUUCUCG